AUGGAGGAUUUGGUGAAGAUGGCACCUUUUCGAGGACGAGGACGAGGACGAGGUCAGUCACGUGGUCGUGGUGGCAGCUUUAGAGGAGGACGACGUGGGAGUAGAGGUGGACAGCCUGGUGGCAAAUUGGCGAGGAGUGGUAUACGCACACGGGCAGGGUAUCGCAAGUUCGACAGUCAACGAGUCAAAGAUGUCGACUCGGACAGUGAGGAUGGGGUGCCAGAAGCAGAGGAAGGAGUGGAGGAAGACGGCGGUGGAAUGAGUGACGAUGAGGAGGAAGAAGUCGUACCCAAAGUCAAGGCGUAUAACGCACUUUUAUCAGGCUUCAAGCAGCAGCAGAAUGGCGACCAAGAAGGAAGCAGGAAACGGCGGAAGAUUGAAGUGUCUGUACCAGAAGAUGGCGCCGAUCUUGACGAAGAGAGCUCGGUAGCAGGUGACGACACUUUGCUGGACUCGAGCGAGGGCGAGGGCGAGGACGAGGACGAGGACGAGGACGAGGACGAGGUGGAUGCAGCUGAUGCAGUUGAGGAGAUCAACGGCGACGAUGCUGAAGACACGUCAGAUCCAUACGAAGUGCACUUUGCUAGUGUGGACGAAGACGAAUUAUCUCGACGUCUUAAGAGUAUUCAAAGCAAUGCGUGGCGAACAGAAAAGCAAGCUGUACCCGGCAUUGGCACCUUCACCAUGCUCACUCCCCAAGGUGUGCCCGACUGGACAGCACGACAGUCGCACAUACGCUCUUCCAGCGAUCUGCCGCUCAAGAAGAGGCUGGCUGAUGCAUCUGCGAAGCGAUUAAAGGAUCUAGACCAGACUCAGCAAGCGAUGGCACCCUGCCUUUUCAACUAUACCGAUCUACUCAUCACAAACCGAACACCAAGCAAUGCCUCCAGCCUACGGUCGCUAGCAUCUCUGCAUGCUCUCAACCACGUGCUGAGAGGUCGAGACAAAGUCUUGAAGAAUUCAGAUCGUAUAUCUCAUGCUGAGAACCCAGAUCUGCUAGACCUGCGAGACCAAGGCUUUACCAGACCGAAAGUCCUGAUCUUGACCGAGACAAGACAAAUGGCGUACCACUACGGUGUAGAGAUGAUCGAGCUCUUCCAGCCCGACCAAGUGGAGAACAAACAACGCUUCCAAGACGCCUUCUCCGCUCCAAUCGACGAACACAGCAACAUGCCAGAAGACUACCACGAACUCUUCAGCGGCAACAACGACAACAGCUUCUUCACCGCCCUGAAAUUUACCCGCAAAACUAUCAAAUUCUUCUCCGCCUUCUACGCCAGCGACAUCAUCCUCGCCUCCCCCCUCGGCCUGCGCCGCCUCAUCGAAAACGAAGACAGGAGGAAAGCGGACCACGACUUCCUCUCCUCCAUCGAAGUACUGAUCGUAGACCAAGCAGAUGCAAUGCAAAUGCAGAGCUGGGAGAACCUGGCCAUCGUGCUCCAACACCUCAACCUCGAGCCCACGGACUCCCACGGCGCGGACUUUAAUCGCGUAAGAUCGUGGUAUCUGAACGGGCAGGCAAAGUAUCUGCGUCAGACGAUCGUGUUGACAGCUUAUCUCACACCAGAAACGAAUCGCCUUUUCAAUACCUGGAUGCUGAAUUGCGCGGGUAAAGCCAAACUCACCUCUCCAUACCCAGGCGCACUCAUAUCCCCCGCUAUGGCGGAAAUGGCAGGUAUCAAACAAACCUUCUCCCGCUUCGUCUCGGCCUCUCCGGCUGCAGAUCCAGAUGCACGGUUCAACUACUUCACCACCGCCAUCUUACCCUCCCUUCUCCGGCUUCCGAAACCAGCCGAGGGCCAAGGUGGGAGGGGCGUCUUGGUCUUCGUCCCCAGCUACUUCGAUUUCAUCCGCGUGAGGAACUUCUUCGCCACGAGCACGCUGAUGCAGAACACGAGUUUCGGCGCUAUCCACGAUUAUACAUCUGUCCCGGACCAGCGACGCGCCCGCUCGCAUUUCUUGUCUGGGAGGACUGGUAUUCUGCUCUAUACACAGCGGGCGCAUCAUUUCUUCCGGCUGAGGAUCCGAGGGGUGAAGAGGGUGGUCUUUUAUGGUUUACCUGAUAAUGGGACGUUUUAUGAGGAGAUUGUUGGGGGGUUUCUGGGGCAGAGUUUGAGGGAGGAGAGGUGUUCGGUUGCUGAGAUGGGGGUUAGGGUGUGCUUUGGGAAGUGGGAUGGGCUUGCGUUGGAGAGGGUUGUGGGGAGUGAGAGGGUUAGGGGAUUGUUGGGUGGGAAUGGGGAUACGUUUGACUUUUUUUGA
Messenger RNA from Recurvomyces mirabilis, 2259 nucleotides. RefSeq names its product rRNA-binding ribosome biosynthesis protein utp25 (gene UTP25). The transcript has a single exon. Gene Ontology annotation, biological process: maturation of SSU-rRNA from tricistronic rRNA transcript (SSU-rRNA, 5.8S rRNA, LSU-rRNA). Lineage: Eukaryota; Fungi; Ascomycota; Dothideomycetes; Mycosphaerellales; Teratosphaeriaceae. Gene Ontology annotation, cellular component: small-subunit processome; nucleolus. The coding region runs from base 1 to 2259 and encodes 752 amino acids. The record is from RefSeq and is a predicted model, not a curated record. Gene Ontology annotation, molecular function: rRNA binding; U3 snoRNA binding.